This is a messenger RNA of Tachyglossus aculeatus (Australian echidna), 1095 nucleotides long. RefSeq names its product olfactory receptor 4C12-like. The coding region runs from base 1 to 1095 and encodes 364 amino acids. The transcript is spliced from 3 exons. Gene Ontology annotation, cellular component: membrane. Gene Ontology annotation, biological process: G protein-coupled receptor signaling pathway. The record is from RefSeq and is a predicted model, not a curated record. Lineage: Eukaryota; Metazoa; Chordata; Mammalia; Monotremata; Tachyglossidae. Gene Ontology annotation, molecular function: G protein-coupled receptor activity; olfactory receptor activity.
AUGGAGAAUGAAAGCAAUGUAACAGAAUUCAUUCUGUUGGGACUCACACAGGAUCCAAGGACGCAGACUAUCAGCUCUGUUGUGUUUUUAUUCCUCUACAUCAUCACCGUGGUGGGAAAUCUCAUCAUUGUGGUAACCGUAGCAUCCAGUAAGACUCUGGAUUCCUCCAUGUAUUUCCUUCUGGCUCACUUAUCAUUCAUCGAACUCUGCUAUUCCUCAGUCAACACACCUAAAUUAAUUGUCGACUUCCUCUCUGAGAAGAAAAUCAUCUACUUCAAAGGCUGUAUGACCCAGGUCUUUGGAGAGCAUUUUCUUGGCGGGACUGAGGUAAUUCUCCUCACGGUGAUGGCCUAUGACCGUUAUGUGGCGAUAUGUAAACCGUUGCACUACACAGCCAUCAUGAGCAGACAUCUCUGUAACUCACUGGUGGCCGUGGCCUGGGCUGGAGGUUUCCUUCAUGCCACAGUACAGAUUCUCUUCAUGGCUCACUUACCAUUCUGUGGCCCCAAUGUCAUCGACCACUUCAUGUGUGAUUUAUACCCCUUGCUGAAACUGGUCUGCUCCGAUACUCAAACCUUGCGCCUGCUGGUUGCUGUUAACAGUGGUGGCAUGAGCGUGUUAAUCUUUGUCCUGUUAAUGAUUUCGUAUGCCUUCAUCUUGCACUCACUGAAGACCAACAGUGCCGUGGGUAGGCUCAAAGCUCUCUCCACCUGUGCCUCCCAAUUCACCAUUGUUGUCAUCUUCUUUAUUCCAUGCAUCUUUGAAUAUUUGCAGCUCACAACAACCUCAUCCAUUGAUAAGGCUGUUGCAGUAUUUUAUACUAUGAUAACCCCCAUGCUAAAUCCCUUCAUCUACACGUUGAGAAAUGCAGAGAUGAUAAAUGCCAUUAGAAAGUCAAUAGGAAAUGUACUUGCCAGAAUAGCCAAAUAUUUCAUCACUACUCGUUACUCUUACUUCUCUUUUUUUUGCAUCUAUAUGAUGAGUUUUAUUCAGUGUUUUUCAGUAAUUCAAUUCUGGGGACAUGGAGUUCUCCACAGAAACAUAAAGCAUUUGGAUCAACAUGAAAAACAACCUUUUGACAUUGUCCUUAAGUAA